Molecule: messenger RNA, 4699 nt
Organism: Amoebophrya sp. A120
Lineage: Eukaryota; Dinophyceae; Syndiniales; Amoebophryaceae
Source: the annotation of a GenBank genome assembly
CUCACAGGCGGUAUCCCCAUUGUACGCUAUGCAAAGGCUCGCUAGUGGUACUAUUAUUCCUUUAUCGUGUAACCCACGAAACAAAUAAAAGCACAACUCACACGUAAAGCAUGCUACAUGCAUCUUUCUAUCUUGCGCUGAUAGGCAGAACUGAACGAAAAGCGACUUCGGCGUGAACUCAGCGGAAAAAUGCAGGCCGCCGGCAAGCGGUUGGUCAAUGCCUGGUAUACGCCGAGCCGGAGCGCGUCUCCGGUGCGGGCCCAGGCGAGUCGGAGUGCCUCUCCCACACGAGCGCACGACGUUGUCACUACAAUCAACGGUCCCAGGCGCGGCGAAGCCGGUAGCAAUCCAAUGCGACAACCGUGGCAGCGGUCGGUUUCUCCCCUGCCACCGCAUCUGGCGUCGCAAUUGCAACGGUCUUUGUCUCCCAUGGUCCCCUUCGCAACAGAUGUUGCGCGGACCCCGAUGCAGACAGAUGACGAAAGAGGCCGGUCACUUUCGAGGGAUGUCGGUAAAAAUGCAUGCGGAGCAAAGAAUUCGUACCAGGAGCGCCCGGUCGUGAAUUUGCCCCAAAGCAGCGGCUGCAACACAACUUCUUCUCGUCCUGCUGCCGGCCGGCGCUCCCGGAGCCCGGACAUUCUGUUCUACCAAGAGGAGGCGGCGAAGAAAGCCUUGCCGCCGUGGAUGCGGGGCGUGCAAGUUGCUCCGAAGAUGGAUGAAAUCAUGAAGCCGAAAAACCGAACUACACUGGACAUCCAGGGUGGUCAGCAGCCGGAUCUGCACUUCGCCGGCAAGCCCGACCUGCUCCCGGACGCGAACCCCAUCAGACCGCCGGGGGAUAAAAAGCUGCUGCCAAAAAAAUCCGCGGAGUUUUUCACGACCUCCACAGUCGCGGAGGACAACGGCCUGCAGGUCACCAAAGCCGGGAAAACGCCGAAGGAGGAAAGAAGUAACCGGCAAAAGACCCACGAACUCAUUGACCACCCAGAGGAAGACCGCGAAUUGGAGAGGCAGGAAGCGGAACACCGAUUCCGGUCUUCCUACACGCACCAACACGCCUGGGACCACAAGUCGGAAACGGCCGAUCGCUCCCCCUCGCAAUUGAAGGCCCAGAAGGAGCAGCGCCGGAAGGUCCCGCAGCUCAAAAUCGGGCAGAACAAGGACCAAAAUUUGACUGGCUCGACGUCCGAGGGUGCAGCACUGUUCGAGCGCCGCUUUCCAGGCGACACAACGAAUGUAGCGGGGAGUGGCAAUAUCAAAACUGGAAAUCUUCGGGAUGACCCGGAAAGAAAGCUAAGCAAGAAAGUGUACCAGCCACCAGUGCCGGAGAAUAAGGAGGUUGACGCCCGGCUGCGUGACAAGAAACUCGGGUUUCACCACCCGGCGGAUCUGGAAGACUUCCGAAUUCGGGCAAAGUCGAGGCAGGACCACAUCUCGCCCGACAACGGCAUGUCGCACAUGUCGCCAAUCCGCCACUCCAAAGGCACAGUGCAGGAGAGACGUAUAUUAAGUUUUUUUUGGCUCGUCUACUUGCUGGCAUGAAUGCUGAUGAUUUGAUUUGUUGGGAUUGGCUUUACAAUACCAAACUGAAAUUUAGUGCGACCACGACUUUUCGCCAAUGUAGUACCGUAUCAAAAAAUGAAAACAGGGUCUCCGUCCCCCGGCGAGAAUUACAAGGGUCGUAACCCGCAAUUGGAGAGUGAUCACCACACGCAGAUGCACGACGUAUCAACUGCAAAAAUGUCUGGGUCUGGAAGAUUCCGGGAUUUGUGAUGCAUAUUUUGUAUGAUCCAUGAUGCAUGUAAUGCAUGAUCUAACAUCACUGAUUUUUAGACGGCUUUCUGAUGCCCAUUCUGCAUGAGAAAUGCCCUCUCCGCGUAACACAAACUGGACUCCUGUUGCUGGUCACGCAAUACAGAUUUUUUUGGAAUCCAAAGACAGCAUGACAAGUUGCAAUCUUCCAGACCCAGACAUUUUUACAUUUGAUACGACGACGACGGAACCCAUCUGCCACCGAAGCAGCGGACCACCUGGGCCGAGCUGAACAACGAGCAAAACGAAAAAAGGCAAAGUCUUGCGCACGCGUACAAACACGAGAACCAUCGGCCGGAGCGCUGCGCACUGGAGCGAAAUCGGGGAAGCAUUGGGGACGGUGUCCACGGAUACACGUCUGACAUGCGCGACGGCAGGAACCACUGGGAACACCACCCGCACGCGUUUGAUCGCAAAAAAAUCGCGCGGGAGACGAGCUUGUUCAACCUGCGGCAGGCGAAGAUUGAUAAAGAGUUGAAUGACGCUCGGAAGUACGGCGUGGUGAACAUCAAGCCCUACGGGGUGUACGAGCCGCAAGCGUGGCGGCGCUCGAGAUUGUCCCCCCGGGACCGCGUCGACUACCCCACCCAGUUUGCCGCUUUCGGAGGCCAGAGAGCAUUGGAAGGCACUGUCAAACCGCGCUACGACCACGCCAUUCCGCGCGGAAGAGCGGUAUCGCUCGACCGCAAAGAGGCGCAACAUCAUGCCAGCAAUAGUAAUAAAGCGCUGUCUUUGUGGCAACAGCUGCGCGCGAAACGCGAGUCCGUCUCUCUGAAGGUGACGGACCCGCACGAAAGCGAGCAGCGCCGCAACAACGGUCGGUUUGCGCACAAGCGGGCGAAGAGCGCGGUGGUGGAGCGGCGCAGCGAGCAAUUACUAGAGAAAACGUAUCAGAAGCAGAAGAAGCCCGCGGAGGCUGCAGAUUGGCAUGAGGCGUACCGUGCGCGCUCGAUGCAGCCGGAGCUGCGCAGGGUGAAGCCGCAGUCAGACUUGAAAAAUCACGAGGGCAUACGGUACGACCUGGAAAGGAAGCUGGGAAGUCAGCACAGCGGUAUCACAAACGUGCACCUCACCAGCUCCGAUGCCUACAUGUCCAUUGGCGCCGUGAAGCACGACUCCCCGCACCGCCGGUCCCGUACACCAAGGACUCCGCGGAGCAACACCAGUAGGAGCCCGGCGUCCACUCGCCCAGAUAUGCUGAACCGAACAGCUGAGAGCAACGCCACCGCGGGUGAUGAUUUGGACCAGAGCGAAAACAAAACCCCGCAAAACUACUACACUGGAAAUGAUGAGCUUGAAGGCGCCACGAUUGCCGGCGCGCAAAUCAACCAGGAAAUAACACCUAGAAUGAUCGACGGGGACGAACAUCUUCCCCGAGGUGUCGAUGCACAUCCACACCACCGUGGUCCGACUGACGACGACAUUACAAUGGCGAAGAAACUCUCCAAGGACAUCGAGGUGCACGAAGAGAUGAACCAGCGGCACAGACACCCCUCGAAGGGCAAGAAGCGCAACUUUGACGAUUUGGUGAUCACGCACGCGGGGCAGCGAGGCGGCAGUCCCGUGCAGAAGAAAGCGGUUCCGGAUGUGAAGCAUUUUUUACUGGAGAGCGACCACGCCGGUGCAAAGUCGGAGAGGCUCACGCCCUCGCCGCCACGGAUGUCGGAGAAGCCUCUGAAUCCGAGGAGCCCGUAUUUGACCAGUGUGGAAAAAGCGCCCUCCCGAUCUCCGCCACGGCACACGCGCGGUGACUCGCUAACGCGGGAAGUGGAACUGAUUUUGGAAACCGGGACGGGAAAUUUGCUGGUCGGAAAUUACGGUACGGACGCAGUAUCAACAGCCGCCGACUACGAUAAGACGAUCCACACAGCGAAGAACCCGCUUAGCAGUACUCUAUCUAAUGUUGAAGCGCUCUUUCAAUCAUGAUUUUUGGUGUGAUUCUGUGUGCUGUAGUUCCUUUGUGCUUGUUUCAAGAACGCUUCUGACUGUAAUUUGGAUGUCCGCUUGCUACCCUGAUGAAGACUCGACCAAACAAUGACAAACUCUUUCAAAACUACAGGCGCUGCUUUCGGAGGCCAGUACAAAAUUAGCCGUGACAUUUCGCCGGUGCUCCGCGCUCGCGACCGGAAUCUGGUGGGCAAGCCCGUGAGGCAGGUGAUGCAGCACACUGUCCUAGACCACCCGUUGGACUUUAACAGUCGCGCGGGGGUUUUGAGCUCCCACCUGCAGGAUCACCACAUGGUGACUCUGAUGUUCGAUGGCGAAGACGCGGAACGGGAGCAGCGCAAAUUGCGCGCCCUGGCCAACCGGCAACGAGUCCUAGUGCACGCGCCGCCGCCAGCCAGGCACCGAAGCAGCCGCGAGGAGCUGCGGGCCAUCCGGAUGCAAGCAGAAGAUGCCAAGUUAGCGUUACUACACGAAGAAGCGAGGUCACUGCGCGCCGCGGGCACGGUAAGUGAUUUGCACGCGCCCGGCGCCGCGCCCCUCAACAUGAGGAGGUUGCGGGAAGAAGGCAUUCGACCCACUACGGGCAAGUCUUAGGCAGUAGAAAGCUUGAGUCUACAGAAAAUCGAACAUCUUGGCAACAUAGGUUGUCUUUCCACGAUCCGAUCUUUUUUUCACUCUUUUGAAUAUACAAUCAAAUAUAUAAUACUUGGUUUGAGUUUCCUUACUUAUUCAGAACACAAUAGUGCCUAGAAACUAGCCCCCUGCAAUAUUCAGAAGUGCCACAAUUCGUGAUAACCAAAAAACUCUCAAGUAUCACGGCGUGUAGAAAAAAACCAACCCCUUUGAGGAAUGCAACUGCAUUUGCGCAACAGAAACACCCCCUUAGACCACAAUACUUUUACAUCGAAUUUCAGUGCCAUGAAGGAAGAGCAGCGUUUGU